Messenger RNA from Anarrhichthys ocellatus (wolf-eel), 4476 nucleotides. Its product is annotated as retinoic acid receptor gamma-A-like. Gene Ontology annotation, cellular component: transcription regulator complex; nucleus. NCBI's taxonomy places the organism in Eukaryota, Metazoa, Chordata, Actinopteri, Perciformes, Anarhichadidae. The record is from RefSeq and is a predicted model, not a curated record. The coding region runs from base 390 to 1850 and encodes 486 amino acids. Gene Ontology annotation, biological process: cellular response to corticotropin-releasing hormone stimulus; retinoic acid receptor signaling pathway; regulation of transcription by RNA polymerase II. The transcript is spliced from 8 exons. Gene Ontology annotation, molecular function: nuclear receptor activity; nuclear glucocorticoid receptor binding; RNA polymerase II cis-regulatory region sequence-specific DNA binding.
AGUUGGUUGAGUCUGUGGUGGAGUUUGAGAGGCCCAAAGAGCCCGCGAGAGGGGAGAUGAGAUCAGUUAGAGAAGUCAAAACAGCCAGGCAGGCAAGCAAGUGAUCUGGGAACAGAGAGGGAAAAAUAAGUUUGGGUUGUAGAGCAGAAAUAAGGCCGGAAAGAAGGAUUGUGUCCAUCCAGAGGACUAAGUUUGGAAGAGACAGGACAGGACGGGACAGGCAGUCAGGGGGCAACAAGAGGCAGAAAGACAGGGAACACCUGGACCAGCAGGGCAUUGAGUUACUUUCAGUCACAGGAAGCCUUUUCUCAGUUUUUACGGUCACUUUCUCACAGCUUGGCUGCAGAACAAACAGCUGCUAGCUGUGUGUGCUGUGAUUUGAGAGGAGCAUGUUUGACUGUAUGGAGGCUCUGGGGCUUGCCCCGCGGCCCCUCUUUGAUGUGUCCGGACAAGGAUCAUGCAUGCUCGGCAAGGCAACCCCUUACUUCUCCGGCCUGGACCCCUUCGCCUGGGCCGGGACUGGCAGCAUUCAGUCGGUGGAGACCCAGAGCACCAGCUCAGAGGAGAUGGUCCCCAGCUCUCCUUCUCCUCCUCCUCCACCGCGGAUCUACAAGCCGUGCUUUGUGUGCCAGGACAAGUCCUCUGGUUAUCACUAUGGAGUGAGCUCCUGUGAGGGUUGCAAGGGUUUCUUUCGGCGCAGUAUCCAAAAGAACAUGGUGUAUACAUGCCACAGAGACAAGAACUGCCAGAUCAACAAAGUGACUCGCAACCGCUGCCAGUACUGUCGGCUGCAGAAGUGCUUUGAGGUCGGCAUGUCCAAAGAAGCGGUGCGUAACGACAGGAACAAAAAGAAGAAGGAUGUAAAGGAGGAGGUGGUGCUGCCAGAGAACUAUGAGCUGAGUGGAGAACUACAGGAGCUGGUUAACAAAGUCAGCAAAGCUCACCAAGAGACCUUUCCAUCUCUGUGCCAGCUAGGAAAAUACACCACAAAUUCAAGUGCUGACCACAGAGUACAGCUGGACUUGGGCCUGUGGGAUAAGUUCAGUGAGCUGUCCACGAAGUGCAUUAUAAAGAUUGUGGAGUUUGCCAAACGGCUACCAGGCUUCACUACGCUCACCAUCGCUGACCAGAUCACCCUCCUCAAAUCUGCAUGUCUGGACAUCCUGAUGCUGAGGAUUUGCACUCGCUACACCCCAGAACAGGACACAAUGACCUUCUCAGAUGGCUUGACACUCAACAGGACCCAGAUGCAUAACGCUGGCUUUGGCCCACUGACAGAGCUGGUGUUUGCCUUUGCUGGCCAGCUGCUGCCUUUGGAGAUGGAUGACACAGAAACGGGCCUACUCAGUGCCAUCUGCCUCAUCUGCGGAGACCGUAUGGAUCUGGAGGAGCCACAGAAAGUCGACAAGCUGCAGGAGCCGCUGCUAGAGGCUCUGAAGAUCUACACCCGCCGCAGACGCCCAAACAAGCCUCACAUGUUUCCCCGCAUGCUGAUGAAAGUCACAGACCUCCGAGGAAUCAGCACCAAAGGUGCAGAAAGAGCCAUCACAUUGAAGACGGAGAUCCCGGGCCCCAUGCCUCCACUGAUCAGGGAGAUGCUGGAGAACCCAGAGGCCUUCGAGGACAGCAGUGACUCAGGGGACAGCGCCGCAGCCGCUCCCCCUGCUAUUCAAGCCAUCAAACAAGAGGAGAAGGCCACAGAUGAGUCAGCCGUUGAGGAGGAAGAGGAGGAGGAAGAGGACGACUACUGGGAUGAGGAGAAGGAGCGAGGGGCGGACAGUGAUGGGGAGCUGUCGGGGGAGGCGGCAGCGGGCGUGCUAAAGAAAGGUGGAACUGGGAAUACACAGUGAGAGAGACAAGAUGAUGCUGCUUCCUCCUUCAGAUCCCUGAGCCCUCCCGGAAACCUCACAGAAUUCGGCUCUUAUACAACAAUGGUGUUGCAUACAGCACAUACAUAUACUGUAAAUGUUGACUGAAAGGAAAAUUAAAGUAAAAUUCAGUAUUGGAAGCAACGAAUGGAAGAAGCAAAAGCACUAAAUGUAAGUGGGUUGAGCAGAGCGCCACGAGAAAUCACUGUGCCAAAAUGAGACUCUCAAAGAUAUUUCAAAAGUGUUUUGUUCACCCAAAGAGGAACGAGACGUGGUGGACAGAAGAAAAUGCACUCCUCAGCAAUCUAUAAGGGCUAUGCUUUAUAUAAACUUGAUGGUAAAAAUACAUUGCAACAACAGAACUCUAUUAGGUGUCCGUUUGCCGCAAAUGUCUUCUGAGAAUUCCUUUUAUUACUAUUCAGAGAUUUGCGACUUAUUUUUUUAUUGUAUGGUUUUUCUAAGCAUGUAAACAUUUCUGUUCUGUAUUUUUGCCUGUUUGUGGUACUUUUUUUUUUUUUUUGUAUAUUUUUCACUCAGUCCUGCUCACAUUUGACUGGACGUAUAGUGUGUUUUUUUUCUUAAGCUUAUCUUUAAUGUUAGGCAUUUCUGCGUUGUUGGACACGGUGAAAAGCAAUAACAGAGAUAAUAAAUAGAGCAAUUGCAGUCAUGAGCAGGACUCAAACUCACAAUACGACAAGCACGUGGUAUGAAAAGCCCUAAUGGGUAAAACGUUCAAAAGAGAAGAAGAAGAAGACGAAGACUGCGAUUUCAGCUCUGGUGCUUGUGAUGCAAAUAAGAAACUAAUCAGUAAUGCAAAACGAAUGCAGCAGCAUAUCUCCAUCUCUCUUUUUAAUACUUCGACUAAAGAAUCUGCAGGGUAGAUUAAAUGUCAUCACACAAUCUCAGGUUGAUUCCAUCAGGGCCACAUCUCAUCUGACAACAGUAUUUUUUCAGAAAUGCUUCAACAAGAAGUAGGAUUAUUAAAAAUGGAGUCGUUGGCCAUUAUGUACAUGCCCUUCGUGGAGCCAUAAUAUUUUCGUUUUGUCAACGUGAGCUAUGAAUCAUCCAAAUGGACGUAACCCUGAAAAUCAGUUUACUUCACAGAAAAUCUCAGGUGAGUGUGUGUGCGCAUGAGUGUGUAAAUCAGAGCAUUUAUCAAUAGAUAAAAAAAAUAGGCUUUACAGCUAAAAACUUUUCGGAGUUCACUCACCGGUAGGCGUCUGUUGGACAGUAGCAUGUUGAUGCCAAUGCAAGCUGACCAAGAAUCACACGAUCGAUUAAAUGACGUCGCAACCGUCUAAUAAAAUGACCAACAAAACGAAAGCUUUACAUCGGGCGACCUGUCUCCCGAAGCGCAGCGCGAUAGUUUCAAAUGAUGUGUGUUCAUGUGUGCUGCGUCUAAAGAGCGAUGCAGUACAUGGAUUUUGUAAAACAAAUACUUAUGAAUUGUUUCUCAUUGAGACUAUACAGCUUUUUUUUUUUAUGCAAGAUGUAUAAAAUUGACAUGUAAGGAAAGACAAUGUGACUCUUCUUGAACUACUACUUGAUAGUUGUAAGGGAACGAUUCUCCAUCAGCAUGUUGUCCUUCACGGCAUUGCAGUUCAGCUGCAACGUGCUUUUGAUGUAGUUUGUUGAUAUUCGGGAUAAAAAGAUACAGCUAAUGUAUGAUAUCUGAAAAUAAGACCACAUGUUUCUGAUAAUCAGAUAUGGAGACGUUUACUCUUUGAAUGAAGCAGAGAAAGAGAAGAUGUAGAGAAAACAGAUCCUACACGACCACGCUGGCAACACACCAGCAGCUGUGAAGCAGCGACCAUGUAUAGAGUCAGAUAGGUCUCUAGUACCAGCUGUAAAGCCAUCAAGUGCACAUACGUUGAUUUAAAGUAUUAAUUAAUCAGCCCUGAUGCCAUGAUGAUGUUUUUAGACUGUUAAAUUGUCAUUUGUGAUAUUAUAGGAUGAAAACAUCACAGUCAAAUGACUGAGGUAAAAGAUACGAGUUGUCUUCAGUGUGCCACACACACAUUCACAGAGACAGUCAAUAUUUUGCACAUCGUCAGCCAAUCCUACGUACUUUGUUGAGUAUUUAAAUGUCACAUAACGACGACAUUUCAUAUUAAAAUGUUUUCCUGUUUUAUCUUCUCUUUCUAUUUCUUAAACUUGUCUCUUGAACUUGAGCUGGUGCAAUAGAUGAGCCAAGAGGUCACGAGGGCCUCAGCUCGAUACAUCAGCAUGUGAGUAAGAAAACUAAAAAAGGACCAAAGAUAUUACAUUGCAUUUGGACAAAAACAAAUAAAACAUUACUUAAUACAAUAUCUAUUAAAGUCAUUGAUGUGAAAUAUAUUUACUUUGUAUUGUGUGAUAGAGAAAAUGCCGUGAUCUCAAAUUACUUUUUGAAGCUGGAACCAUCUUAUCUCUGUAACAUCUUGUUGAGUUCUUUUAACUGAUGUCUUUUUAUAAACAAUCUUUACAAUGUGCAAAUAACCUGUCUUGAUGUUCAGGGAUUCAGACACCUCGUGCUUUUUAUUUCAAUUGGACUUAAAUACCAAAAUAGCUCUGACAAACACACACACACACACACACAGAAAAACAAAGACUGGGCUGAUCCUUUUGU